Messenger RNA from Daldinia loculata, 1071 nucleotides. RefSeq names its product Alpha/Beta hydrolase protein. NCBI's taxonomy places the organism in Eukaryota, Fungi, Ascomycota, Sordariomycetes, Xylariales, Hypoxylaceae. The transcript is spliced from 3 exons. Bases 1 to 1071 code for a protein of 356 amino acids. Gene Ontology annotation, cellular component: membrane. Gene Ontology annotation, molecular function: palmitoyl-(protein) hydrolase activity. The record is from RefSeq and is a predicted model, not a curated record.
AUGUCCUUCUCAAUUCGCCGUCUUUCCCGGUACCACGUUGAAGGUCUGGUGCUCGCUCCCGUAGUGUUCAGCGGCUUAUUCGUUGCAUUGUGGACCUGGAAGUGUUUGAUGUUGGUCAUUUUUCAGAAUAAAAUCAUAUACAUGCCGGGCCUACCACCCAAUGCGCGUUGGGAGAAGAUCGAAGAUCAUGCCAAUCGGUGUGCCGGCAUUAAGUGGCGGGAAGAAAGAAUCCGCGCAGCUGACGGGACAGAUCUUGCUCUGUGUAUUACGGACAUGGAACUUGGUUCUGGUGCAACGUCUACGGUACCAAAUGUUGCAUUCUACAUACUCUAUUUACAGGGGAACGCCUCGUCCACCCCCCCUCGCUUACCCGACCUUUCCUCGAUCCUCUGCAUGCUAAAGAGACGUUCGUCACAAUGGGAUGAUCGAAAUAUUCGAUGCACAACUGCAUGUCUUAGCUAUAGGGGCUAUUGGACUUCACGAGGCCGUCCUACCGAAAGGGGUCUCAAUUUGGAUACUGCCGCCGCUCUUAGCUGGAUUUCUCAGCUGCAUCGUAAUUCUUACGGCGGAGAGAACCAAGAGUCGAGACCCUCGGCAAAGGUCGUCCUCUGGGGCCAAAGUAUUGGCGCGGGUGUAGCUACCAACCUCGCAGCCGAGGCCAUAAUACCCGUAAACGUACAUUUGGAUUCCUUGAUUCUCGAAACCCCAUUCACGUCAAUUCGUGCCAUGUUAGAGGUUCUCUAUCCGCAGAAGUGGUUGCCGUAUCGGUACCUCUGGCCGUUUCUGCGGAACCACCUCGACAGCUGGAAGAACCUGGGGAUUAUAUCACGGAAGUAUGAAACUGGCAAUUCUCCCCCGGAGGUAUUCAUUUUAGAAGCAGGGAAGGAUGAGCUAGUUCCUAAAGAACUCAGUCAACAGCUCUAUGAUCGGUGUUUAGACGUACAACUACCUGUGACGAGGAAAGCUGUGAAUGGGGCUUUCCAUAACGACACGAUGUUUCGAGCCGACGGUCGAAGGGCCGUGUCAGAAUUCUUGUCGCACAGAAUGUGUUCCGCGCGUGUUUAUACUUAA